AUGUAUCUAACAACAGACCUAUCUAAAAUUAAUUUAGGUCAAAUAAAAAAAAAUCCUUUUCAACCUGGUUCAAGUACGGUUGAUUGGUGCGAACCAAAUUAUGUUGUUAGUGAAUAUAUUGCUGAAUUUUGGAAUACAGUAUCCAAUAUAUUCUUUUUCUUGAUACCACCAAUAAUGAUUUAUCUUUUCCGGCCAUAUUCAAAACGUGUAGCUAAUGGAAUAGCAAUACUUUGGAUUUUAUUGAUUGUGAUUGGAAUUGGUUCGGUUUAUUUUCAUGCAACACUUAGUCUUGUUGGACAAUUAGUUGAUGAAAUAUCAAUUUUAUGGGUUAUUACAGCUGGUUAUGCAUUGUUUUUACCAGAUGUUUAUCUACCACAAUCAUUUCGUGUUCAACGGCAUCGGUUUGUGUACAGUUGUAUUGUCUUCGCAAUUAUUAUAACUGGCUUGUCAUUUGUUUAUCCAUAUGCAAAUGCAUUUGCUCUAAUGAUUCUUUGUUUUCCAACUAUUAGUUUUAUUGUUAUUCAUCUUAGACGAAGUGACAAUGCACGUAUAAAACGUCUUGGCCUUCAUUGUUUUUGUUUAUGGGCUAUUGCAGUUACAAUAUGGAUAUGUGAUCGAAUGUUAUGUCCAUUAUGGUUAUCAAUAUCAUUUCCUUAUUUACAUGCAUUUUGGCAUGUAUUAAUAUUUUUCAGUAGUAAUGAGGGUAUUGUUAUUUGUGGGUAUUUAACAAUAAAACAACAAAAUCCUCAAGCAAAUCUUCAUUUACAUUUUUGGCCUAAUGAACAGUCGAAUUGGUUUACAUUACCAUAUUUAAAAUUUCAUGAUGACAGUGAUGAUGAUGACAGUGAUAAUAUAUCAACAAAAUCAAUUAUUUAA
Molecule: messenger RNA, 876 nt
Organism: Adineta steineri
Lineage: Eukaryota; Metazoa; Rotifera; Eurotatoria; Adinetida; Adinetidae
Source: the annotation of a GenBank genome assembly